Molecule: messenger RNA, 753 nt
Organism: Necator americanus (New World hookworm)
Lineage: Eukaryota; Metazoa; Nematoda; Chromadorea; Rhabditida; Ancylostomatidae
Exons: 7
Coding region: 1-753 (250 amino acids)
Source: RefSeq, a predicted model, not a curated record
AUGAGCUAUGAAGCGAUCGCAUGUGUGGAUGGUCAUGGGCAACGAAUGCAGCUCGGAGAAAUGCGUAAACUUAGCAAUGGUACUGUGAUCCUACACUGUAACAUCUAUGGAGGAGCGCUGAAAAAGGUUGUGGAAAGAGCCGCUGGAUGCUAUUUCAACGAAACUAUCUAUGGAGAAGAUGAGAUUUGGAUUGAACCGUUGAGAAAUGAAAAAGCGGACAAAACAUUCAGGAAAAGAGUGAAAUUCACUAAAGUAAAAUGGAACGAGAAUGCUACGCAGCUGUCUGGUCGACUGAUGGAAUGUUUCCGACCCCACUUCAGCUACUACGAAAGUAAUGUGAUUGGAUGCGCAAUUGGUAACGUUGGACUUCGCUUCGACGACAUCAUAGAAUUGAAUGCUGGGAAGUAUUUCAAAUGCACGCAAGAUGACGACGGGAAUCUAGAGCUGUUAUCUGUAGAACGUGACGAAAUGUCAUGUAAAAUGGACAAUCAGACGUACGCUCAUCUCUCAAAUUGGACUGAUGAUAGCAGAGCGGCGAAGAUGUCAUGUAUGUAUGGACAUUUGAAGAAGAUGGGCUGUUUCAUAGCGGAUCGAUUCCUGCCAAUUGGUCAAGAGGUUAGAAUGUCAAAUGAUUGCAUAUUUUUGUGUCAUCCACAAACAAAUGUCUACAUUUGCGAUCGAAAGCUCGGGAAUUGGACCAUCGAAGAGGAUGGUGACGAGCAAAAACCAAUAAUAAACAACUUUUUUGUUUAG